ACUUUCUCCGGCCCCGUCGCGCUGCUGUGACGCUAUAAGGCAGCGACUCCCGAAGGCAGCCGUUUUUGCAUCUCUGCAGUGGGAUUCCCGCUCGGCCUCUUUGCCCGCCCGCAGGAUGGGCAGCGGGCAAAAGUCGUAAGAUAAAGAAGACGGUGCGGCGGCGUCGAGAAUGAACUGACUGGGACGCGUCUUGGGUACGGGGAGUGAGGAAGAAGAAGAAGAGGAGGAGGCGGCGGCGGCGGCGCAGUGUAGUCAUGGAUACGGGGUGCGGAAGCUAGCGGGAGAGAAAAGGACAUUGUAAUGGAGCCCUAUCUGAUGUUUAAUACUAACUAGAGGAACACUAAGUUGAUGUGAAGACAUCCAGUAACAGAGGCUGCCAUGGAGAGUAUUACAAAGCUAUUUGGUGACUUGUGUGAGGCCCAUGUAGCAGGUUUGUCAAAGAAGGCCCAUUUUGGCAAGGAGAAGAUCGUCAAGAAAAAAUCAAAGAAAACUCUCAAAAGAAUUGCAUAUAAUGCUUUGUUUGCUAAUCUUUUCAUGGAUGAGGCCCGGAAAGUGCAGUCAAAUAUUUCCAGACUUCCAGUGAAAAACAAAAUUUUAAUGUUAUCUUUCAACUUGAGAGUUGCUGGAAUGGGCCCAGAAGCGGACAGGCUGGAGGAGCUUGUAGAUGAGCUGGAGUCGGCAACUUGUUUACCAUUUACUGAAAUUAAUUCUGUUUUGGAUCUUCUAGUACAGCUUGCAGGAACUGGGCUGCCUCAGUGUUUACCGCCCAAAAAGAAUUACUUUCUGAACAACAAGUAUGUCGGAAGAAAUGUUAAAUAUCAGGGUUACGAUUAUUAUGAUGUUAGUGUGUUUGAAGCCGAUAUGCAGACUUUUAUUGCAAAUGAGGAAUAUCAGUUUAAUGAUACAAUUCAAAAGACAUUGCAGAUCAUGGAGGCAGCACCUGGCACAGGCCUUCCUACCAUGGAAUUGUUUUUACAAAACUGCCCUGUGGAUGACAGGUUUGAGAGAGAAACCCGCGUCUCUCUCUUUGGUGCUCUUGUCCACAGCCGUACAUAUGACAUGGACAUCAAGCUGGAUCUGCCGCCAGUGCCUGACAAUGCAGAUUUGUCUGGGCUUGCAAUUAAGGUACCUCAAAGUAUAGAUCCUUCAGAAGAUGAGGGAUUCCAGUCAGCAUCUAAUCUCACCCCUGACUCUCAGUCGGAACCCAGCAUGACACCAGAUAUUGACCUCUGGGAAGCAGUGCUUACUUAUGGGCCUAGUAAGCGAAGAUGCUGGGAAAGGAUUGGCUGUCCACCUGGAAAAAAAGAGGAACCAUACCUUUCUGAAGCUGGAAGAGAAGCCUUUGACAAAUUUUGCAGACUUCGAGAAGGGGAAUUACAACUUUUCAGCAGUACCAAGCUUCAGUUUCCACAACGUGUACUAAUAAAGGAACCAGAACUAGUCAAAGAUGUUCUGAAUGUCCUUAUUGGGGUGGUAUCUACUUCAUUCUCAUUUAAUCAGGCAGCUCAGAUGUUUGUGGUCAAGCAGGGGAUAUACGUAUCUGGCACAUCACCUGAAAGCAUGCACAGUCUUCUGUCAGAAGUUGCUGAAUAUGGAACUCACUACACACGAUUGAGUCGAUUCUCUGUCCAACCUGUCUUAGACUCCUCAUACAAUAAAGGACUUGUGUUUCAGGCAUUCACAAGUGGGCUAAGGAAGUACCUACAGUACUACCGAGCAUGUGUUUUGUCAACUCCUUCCACAUUAACUCUUUUAACCAUCAGUUUACUGUUCAGAAAACUAGGACGCCAGCUGAGAUAUUUAGCUGAACUCUGUGGCAUAGGAGUGACUGCACUGGGAACUGGUGGAGGUGCUGGUUCCUCAUUUCCAACGGGAGUGAAACUUCUUUCAUAUCUGUACAAAGAGGCUCUAAAUAACUGCAGCAAUGAACAUUACCCAGUUCUUCUGUCACUGCUAAAAACAAGCUGUGAACCAUACACAAGGUUUAUCCACGAUUGGGUAUAUAGCGGUGUCUUCAGAGAUGUCUAUGGGGAAUUUAUGAUUCAAGUGAAUGAGGACUACCUUGGCUUUAGAGAUAAACACUACUGGACUCAUGGAUACAUUUUGAUUUCCAAAGAAGCAGAAGAUUGUGUCCCCAUGUUUUUGAAACAUAUUGCUAAUGAUGUAUACAUUUGUGGGAAAACUAUAAACUUAUUAAAGUUAUGUUGUCCCAGGCACUAUAUAUGCUGGUCUGAUAUACCUGUCCCUCGGAUUUCUGUAAUUUUCUCCCUUGAUGAAUUAAAAGAGAUUGAGAGAGACUGUGCAGUAUAUGUGGGCAGAAUGGAAAGAAUUGCACGUUACAGUACUAUCAGCAAGGAAGAAAAGGACUUGCGUAUGGAAAUUGAAAAACAGGAGUUAAUUGUUCAUGCUCGAGAAACGGCUAGCAAAGCUUUAAAAGCCAUUACUGAUCGACAAAUAUUGGACAAAAUGGCAUUGGAUGCAAAGAAACGUGAGCAGUUUCAGAAACUGAAAGAACAAUUUGCAAAAGAUCAAGAGCGCCGACAUGCUCUGAAACAGGAGGACAUUGAUGAUGAUUUUAGUUAUGCUCGGGAACUCAGAGAGAGGGAGAGACGACUGAAGGCUUUAGAAGAGGACUUGGAGAAAAGGGCAAGGCAAGAGUUAAUUGACCAUUACAGCAAACUAUCUGAAGAUGCAGCUCGUAGAGAAAAAAGAGCCCUAUGGAAAAUUCAGAGGCAUAAACUGGAAACAGCCCGUCUCAAUUUUCUUCUGGAAGAUCAAAAGCGUAUUGAGGACAUGCUGGAGAAACUUCCUGAUGGAAAAUACAGGAAAAAAGUAGACAUCAUUCCAGAAUACCAGUGCCAACAGGAUUCUACUGCAGUUGUCCCUGUGAGAGAUUCUGGCUCUCAGGCAACUUCUGUAGAACCAGAGUGUUCUGAUGUUGUAGGCAUAGAGAGAAAUACAGAGUUUGGACUGGUAAGCACUUCUCUAGAUGACAAAUCACUGGACGGGGCACAAUCAACAAAUAUACAAUCCAGUGACUAUUCAGAAUCUGAAGAACCAGGGACUCUAUCCCAGGUACUCUGCAUAGAGCAAAGCGUGGGUUUGUCAGAAAGUGUACCUGAACUUGGCCUGGAUUUUGAAGAUUUCUUACCAAAACCCCUGGAUGAAAGUCUCAUUGCUCCUGAUGUAGAAGGAAAGAGCUUGUUAGAAGAAGCUCUGCAAAAUAUCAGCUCGGAUCUUUCCCUGACUGAUCAUCCUAUGCAGAAAGAUGUAGCAGGAGGAGAAACCAGUACCCAAGUUCACCUACAUAGUGAAUAUGACUUCAAUACCAUUCUCAGGCCUUCUGUUUCACAGAGUCAUGUCAGGGCUGGAGAAAACGUUUUUGACGUUGAGAGCACGAGACCUCGUUGGAAUGUUCACGGACAUGCAUCUGAUGCAAACAUUAAAAUAGGGGAAUACGUACCUCUCACUACACUUUCUCAACCACAUGCCAAUCCUCAUGGCCAUUCCUCAGAUGCUCACAUUAAGAUUGGGGAUUAUACCUCUGAAGUAGAACCUAGCCGGCCUCGCUGGAAUAUCCAUGGGCAUGUCUCUGCAGCUCAUAUUCAGGUUGGGGAUUAUGCCUCUGAGGUAGAGCCUUCAAGGCCUAGGUGGAAUAUUCAUGGGCAUGCUUCUGAUUCCAACAUAAAGAUUGGUGAAUAUGUCUCGAAUGUAGAACCAACUAGACCUCGGUGGAAUGUACAUGGCCACAUGUCAGAUGCCAGUAUCAAAAUUGGAGAAAAUGUCUCUGAAGUUGUAUCUGCUCGACCUCGGUGGAAUAUUCAUGGGCAUGCCUCCCAGUCUCAUAUUAAAAUUGGUGAGCUAGUUUCUGAGACCGAAACUUCAAAGCCUCGGUGGAACCCCUUUGGCCAUGCGUCACAAUCAAGUAUUCAAAUAGGGGAGUGGAUCCCUUCAACAGAAACUGACUUAAUACCUCAUCAGAAAGGGGUUUCUGGUCCUGCCUCUAGCUCUACAGUUCAGACAUUCCUGUACAAUGGGGAAUUCUGUACAAUCAAAGGAAAUAAUGAAGAACAUGAAUGCAAGGGAAAGAGUACUUCUGAUGAAACAUUGGCUGAUAAUCUGGAUGAAAAGCAAGAAAGCAGCUUGGGAGAGAAUGAAGAGGGUGUUGUAGCAGCCACAACUGGUGAUGCUAACGAUCAGCCCCCAAAUCCUCCUCAAAAUGUACAGAUAGAGGAAUCUGGAAAAUUGACUGACAUGGUCCCUGUGAUUCAACAAACUUCCCUCAUUGAAGUCAGUGCAUCUGAAACCCAAGAAGGAGAACACACUACUGUUGCCAUAUGGAAGAAAGAGGAGGAUUAUAUGAAAGCCUUAUCUGAUCAAUAUUGUCUUGAGAAGUAUCAGGACAGUUACAAUUUGUUGUCAGAGCUUCCAGUUUCCCAUCUCCUACAUCAUGUGAUACCAAGAUCCUACUCAUUCCCUGUGGACCCAUCAGUACAGUCGGCAACAGAUGAAACAGCUGUACAGCUAAGUGAGCUCUUGUCUCUUCCAGUGUUGAUGAAACGGUCAAUUACUGCUCCCUUGGUUUCUCAUGUCUCUCUUGUGAACAAAGCCAUUGUUGAUUACUACUUUGUGGAACUGAAUGUUGAGAAGCAUUUUGAAACAUUGAGGCAUUUUUUGUUGAUGGAAGACGGAGAGUUUGCUCAGUCGCUCAGUGAUUUGCUCUUUGAAAAGCUUGGAUCAGGGCAGACACCAGGUGAACUUCUGAACCCACUCGUUCUCAAUUCCAUCUUAAAUAAGGCUUUGCAGUACAGUCUUCAUGGAGACACUCACCUGGCUUCCAAUCUCUCUUUUGCACUGAGGUAUCUUCCAGAGAUGUUUAAGCCCAAUGCGCCUGAUGCCCUAAACUGCUUGGAACUCUGGUAUAAGGUUGAUUGGCCAUUAAAUAUAGUCAUCACUGAGAACUGCAUGAAUAAAUAUAACAAGAUUUUCUCUUUCCUGUUGCAAUUGAAGCAUAUGGUUUGGACCCUUAAGGACGUUUGGUUCCACUUAAAGCGAACUGCUCUAGUAAAACAUGCAUCAAACUCAGUUCAGUUUCGACAGCUCCAGCUUUAUAAACAUGAAAUGCAACACUUUGUUAAAGUUAUUCAAGGUUAUAUUGCCAAUCAGAUCCUGCAUGUGACAUGGUGUGAAUUUGGAAAUAAACUGUCUUCUGUAGGAAAUCUGGAAGAAAUUUACAGAACGCACGCAGAAUACCUCAACAAAGCAAUCUUCCGGGGAUUGUUGACUGAAAAGGCAGCCCCUGUAAUGAACAUUAUUCACAGUAUCUUUAGCCUCAUAUUGAAGUUCCGGAGCCAGCUAAUCUCUCAGUCAUGGGGUUUUGAUGCCAGCAAACAAAUGGCUAUCCAUCCCAAUUUUGGUUUAAUGCAGCAAUCCUACAACACAUUCAAAUAUUACUCCCAUUUCUUAUUCAAUGUAGUAACUAAGCUUGUAAACAGAGGGUACCAGCCUCACUUGGAAGACUUCCUCCUGCGAAUCAACUUUAAUAACUAUUACAAAGACAACUGAGCUUUAAUAAGACACCACAAACUACUGCUAGAAUGAGAGGGUCCGCUACAAAUGUAUGUUUAUGAAACUUGCUAAUGUAAGAUGCUUCUAAGAAACUUUUUUCCUUAAAGGAUCUAUAGAAAAUGUUAAAAUCUAGAAAGAUUGUAACAUGGCAGAUUUUUCUCUCUCAUCGAUACGGAAAAGCAUGUCACUCAGUGUCAGUACAGCAAUGUGUGCAUCAAUGUAAAUUUGUUAAUGUGUAAAUUCAUUCUUGUGGCAUUGUGAAACCUCAUGCGAGAAGGUUCUCAUGAGAGAAGAACCUUCUCAUAUGAGAAGUAAACAAGGAAAACAAACACAUAGAACCUUGUAAUUAGUAUGUAAGUAUCCAGAGUAAAAGCUUUAUUCCAAACAUUA
Molecule: messenger RNA, 5958 nt
Organism: Hemicordylus capensis (graceful crag lizard)
Lineage: Eukaryota; Metazoa; Chordata; Lepidosauria; Squamata; Cordylidae
Gene: TUBGCP6
Product: tubulin gamma complex associated protein 6
Exons: 26
Coding region: 379-5565 (1728 amino acids)
Biological process (GO): microtubule nucleation; cytoplasmic microtubule organization; meiotic cell cycle
Cellular component (GO): gamma-tubulin complex; spindle pole; centrosome
Molecular function (GO): microtubule minus-end binding; gamma-tubulin binding
Source: RefSeq, a predicted model, not a curated record